AUGGCUUCUGCAGUGGCAAAGCGCCUCGAAGGCAAGACUAUUGUCGUCACGGGGGCUUCUUCGGGCAUUGGAUUUAGCACCGCCAAGGAGUUUGCGCGCACGUCGCCCAAGAACCUCAAGAUCAUUGCUACAGCCCGACGCGUCGACAAGCUUGAGCAACUGGCCAAGGAAAUCAAGGAGGAAGUCGGCGAGGGCGUCAAGGUGCUGCCGGUCGCGCUGGAUGUGUCCGACCCGGAGGCCGUCAAGAACUUUGUCCCAUCCCUGCCGGCGGAAUUCCAGGACAUUGAUGUCUUGGUAAACAAUGCUGGCCUCGUCAAGGGCGUCGCGCAGGCCCCCAAUAUCGAGACAGCAGACAUUAACAUUAUGCUCGCCACGAAUGUCACCGGGCUGAUCAACAUGACCCAGGCUGUCCUACCCAUCUUCAAGAAGAAAGACAACGGUGGCCGCGGAGACAUCAUCAAUAUUGGAAGUAUCGCCGGACGGGAGCCUUAUGCUGGUGGAAGCAUCUACUGCGCUACCAAGGCCGCAGUGCGCAGUUUCUCCGACUCAUUGAGAAAGGAGCUUAUCUCUACGCGUAUUCGAGUUAUUGAAGUUGAUCCAGGUCAAGUUGAGACUGAAUUUUCUGUUAUCCGCUUCUAUGGCGACAAAUCCAAGGCUGACGCCGUUUACGCUGGCGUUGAACCUCUUACUCCCGACGACAUUGCUGAAUUCAUCGUCUUUGCCGCCGGCCGCAGAGAGAAUGUUGUCAUUGCCGACACUCUUAUUUAUCCUAACCACCAGGGCGGUGCCGGUGCUCUUCACCGUAAAGCAUAA
This is a messenger RNA of Talaromyces rugulosus, 813 nucleotides long. RefSeq lists its product as uncharacterized. Bases 1 to 813 code for a protein of 270 amino acids. NCBI's taxonomy places the organism in Eukaryota, Fungi, Ascomycota, Eurotiomycetes, Eurotiales, Trichocomaceae. Gene Ontology annotation, cellular component: cytosol. The record is from RefSeq and is a predicted model, not a curated record. The transcript is spliced from 5 exons. Gene Ontology annotation, molecular function: oxidoreductase activity.